UCGCGAAUUUCGGUUGAAAAUGUCGACGAAGUCCUCAUAAUCAUACACGAUUAUAACUAAAAAAAAAGUAAUGAGCGAUGCUCCGUGAAAAUUGCCGUGUUCCUUUCAGCUCGACGCUUCCGACACGCGCCGCGUUUAAGAUAUACGCAGCUUACUGGUUGCAGAGAAAAUUACAUCCACUCCCAAGCGUCCUUUAGCGUCAUCGGCGAGAUAUCUCGAAUGAGAGCUUAUCUCCCCUUCUCUUCCGACAUCGGCACCGGAAGUCGCCGACGUUUCCGAGAGCGAGACGAGCGUCUUGGAAGGCAUCCAAGGUUAUGUCACCCGCAGUGACGUAAUUUAAAAUCUCAAUGCGGAGUAGCAGAAAAAGCGAGCAGCGCGACGUCGCGAAAGCUCAGAUCGCCGCUGCUACGCGCGGAGAUUCGAGUGGAGCGACGAGCAGCGAAAGUGUAACUCCAUCACCCAGUCGUGAACGUCCUCGUACGAAAGAACAAGAGCAGCAGGACGUCGCGUCGAGUUCAAGCGAAAGUCAAAUGGUCUUUCCAUUGUCACCAUGCAUUCCACUGAUUCGAAAAAGUCAAAGUCGAAGGAAACCACAUGUGUCUGAGACAAAGAAACAAACAGCUAUAGAUAAAUAUACACAGACGUAUUUUAAGUUUAUGCAAAAUUUGUCAAACAAGCGAUGUAUCGAAAUCCUAAAUGAUCCUGUAGACUAUAGGAAAGAGAAGUAUGUAUUCUAUCGUGAUUCCUGCGAGAUGUUACUUAGAGAAAUGGAAGAAAUAGAAAAAAACGGAACUUUUUUCAUUUCACAAGUAAAUGAACGUAAGCAAGAGGAAGAGACAGUCACUGAGCAAGAGAAAUAAUAAAAUAAGAUCAGUGUUAU
Messenger RNA from Odontomachus brunneus, 880 nucleotides. RefSeq lists its product as uncharacterized. The transcript is spliced from 3 exons. NCBI's taxonomy places the organism in Eukaryota, Metazoa, Arthropoda, Insecta, Hymenoptera, Formicidae. The record is from RefSeq and is a predicted model, not a curated record. The coding region runs from base 348 to 860 and encodes 170 amino acids.